Mus pahari (shrew mouse) is the source of this 702-nucleotide messenger RNA. RefSeq names its product late cornified envelope protein 1E-like. Lineage: Eukaryota; Metazoa; Chordata; Mammalia; Rodentia; Muridae. The transcript has 2 exons. The record is from RefSeq and is a predicted model, not a curated record. The coding region runs from base 77 to 493 and encodes 138 amino acids. Gene Ontology annotation, biological process: epidermis development.
UCCAUCCACUCUCUGACUGAGAUACCCACAGAUCUUGUGCUACCCUUCAUCUUGCUCCUGAACACACACAGCUGAGAUGUCCUGCCAGCAGAGUCAGCAGCAGUGCCAGGCCCCUGCCAAGUGCCCUCCCAAGUGCCAGACCCCAAAGUGCCCUCCAAAAUGCCCCCCUAAGUGCCCUCCCAAGUGUCCCCCUGUGUCUUGCUGUAGCCUGGGUUCUGGGGGCUGCUGUGGCUCCAGCUCUGGAGGUUGCUGCAGCUCUGGGGGCUGCUGCAGCUCUGGUGGCUGCUGCAGUUCUGGAGGUGGAGGCUGCUGUCUGAGCCACCACAGACACCACAGAUCUCUCCGUCGUCAUCGUCACAGCUCUGGAUGCUGUAGCAGUGGUGGCAGCAGUGGCUGCUGUGGCAGCAGUGGUGGCAGCAGUGGCUGCUGUGGCAGCAGUGGUGGCAGCAGUGGCUGCUGUGGCAGUAGUCAGCAGUCUGGUGACUGCUGCUGACCUGGGUGAGGAAGACUUCAGACAAAUGCUGCAGGAGGAGCACAUGCUCAGGAGAUUCUCCAUUGCUCGAUGCUCUCUCCUCCGGCUUCCCUCCUUGUUCUGCCCUCUGAGUUGCUGAAAUAUCCUGGGAAAUGUUCUCUAUUCUCCUCAGGAGAUAACAAUGCCCAUUUGCCUCUUUGCUAUAAAUUAAAAAAAAAACUUUUGCAACC